Messenger RNA from Exophiala aquamarina CBS 119918, 1866 nucleotides. RefSeq lists its product as uncharacterized. Gene Ontology annotation, molecular function: oxidoreductase activity. The coding region runs from base 1 to 1866 and encodes 621 amino acids. The record is from RefSeq and is a predicted model, not a curated record. The transcript has a single exon. Lineage: Eukaryota; Fungi; Ascomycota; Eurotiomycetes; Chaetothyriales; Herpotrichiellaceae.
AUGGCUUACUUCGAAGCGAGCGAAUGGCACGAGGGCGAGAAAGCCAUCCACAAACGCGCACAUCUCGAUUUUCGGGAGGACAACCCAACAUCGCCAUUUCUCACUCCAUGGGCUGCUUAUCAGGUUUCGCGAUGGCCACUUAUGGCGAUUGGAACCCUCGACCAGGAUGACCGUCCUUGGUGCACGAUAUGGGGUACGGGCGAGCCACCGCUAUCACAGCAGGUCGCCCAAAGUGUGAUUGCUGUCAAAAGCAAUGUUGACGCAACUUUCGACCCGGUCGUUGAGGCGAUUUGGAAGGGGAAAGAUGAUGGUGAGAUAGUGCGUGAAGAAGGGAAGGGUCGCCUUGUCAGUGGUUUGAGUAUUAAUUUAGAAGAGAGAGGAAGGGUUAAGCUUGCCGGUAGGCUCAUUGCUGGCGCUCUCUCCGCCGAUGAAGGAUCAAAGAGACAAGGUAACCUGGGUAAGUCGGGCUCGAUUCAACUCGUUGCUAAGAUCGACCAAAGCCUGGGCAACUGUCCGAAAUACCUCAACAAGAAAAUCAUCACCUCCUCCAAACCCAAGCCGGUAUUAGUCUCCGACUCCCCACAUCUGACACAGAAAGCUCUUGAUUUGAUUGAAAAAGCGGACAUGUUCUUCAUCGCAUCUGCGCACGAGCAUGAAGAUAUGGAUGCCAAUCAUCGUGGAGGACCGCAGGGUUUCAUUCGUAUUGAGCAACCUGAAAAUCCCGAGGAAGCGAGUACUCUCGUCUGGCCAGAAUAUAGCGGAAAUAACUUAUACCAAACGCUAGGCAAUCUCGAAGCGACACCUAGGGCUGGUCUAGUCGUUCCGGACUUUGAAACAGGGGACGUCUUAUAUCUGACAGGCAACACAAAAACCUUAGUGGGCGCCGAGGCCAGCAGGGUAAUCGCAAAGUCGAACCUUGCCGUUAGUAUCAAGAUCACGGCAGCCAGGCUUAUCCAGAAUGGCUUGCCAUUCCGAGGCAGGCCAGUUGAUGAUGCCACAAAGGGUCGUUCACCAUAUAACCCUCGCGUCCGCCACCUAGCAAGUGAACAGAGUGAUCCUUUCGGGAAAGCUCCUGGAGAUGAACCACCUGUGACCGCACAACUAUUGAACAAGACGAAAUUGACUCCCACCAUCACAAGAUAUCGCUACGCACUCGCUGAUGCGACAGUGCUGGGACCAUGGAAGCCAGGCCAAUAUGUCACCAUGGACUUCUCGAAAGAACUCGAUAUGGGCUACUCCCACAUGCGCGACGAUGACCCCACUAGUCUGAACGACGAUUAUGUAAGAACCUUUACCGUCUCCUCAGUAUCGAACUCGCUCGGCAGGCACGGCGAAGAGUUUGAGAUCACAUUGCGCAAGGUCGGCAGCGUGACGAAAUGGCUGGAGUGGCAGCGCGUGGGGAUGGCGGAGGUGGGAAUCCGGGGAUUCGGUGGUGAAUUCUCAUUCAACCAACAGCAAGGCAGCAGGAUUGGCUUUGUCGCCGCAGGCAUCGGUAUCACACCACUUCUGGGCCAGAUAGGCAAUGUCAACAUCUCAAAACUCCAAGUGUUAUGGAGUUUGGGAAUAAAGGACGCCGGCCUCGCUUUGGACCUGUUCACCCAAUACCCUUCUCUCAAGGACUCGGUGACCCUGUUCCUCACAGGCGAGACGGCCCUUCUUGAGAAGCACGAGAGCGAAAAGCCGAAGCUGCAGAAAUUGAUCGAGAUCGGCUCGCACAUUGAAAGACGGCGGCUGCAGAAAGACGACCUGGCAAAGGCAGAUGCAUCGGUGGAUGAAUGGUAUCUGUGCACUGCUCCGGCCUUGAGAAAGACCGUCCAGGACUGGCUCCCUGGAAGAAGUAUUGUUUUUGAGAACUUCAACUACUGA